Molecule: messenger RNA, 3786 nt
Organism: Nestor notabilis (Kea)
Lineage: Eukaryota; Metazoa; Chordata; Aves; Psittaciformes; Psittacidae
Gene: KIF13A
Product: kinesin family member 13A
Exons: 30
Biological process (GO): regulation of protein localization; microtubule-based movement
Cellular component (GO): adherens junction
Molecular function (GO): ATP binding; microtubule binding; cell adhesion molecule binding
Source: RefSeq, a predicted model, not a curated record
GACCUGAAUACCAAGUGCAUCGUGGAGAUGGAAGGGAACCAGACUGUGCUUCACCCUCCGCCUUCCAACACCAAGCAGGGAGAAAGAAAACCACCUAAGGUGUUUGCCUUCGAUCACUGCUUCUGGUCCAUGGAUGAAUCAAACAUCACAAAAUAUGCAGGUCAAGAAAUGGUGUUCAAGUGCCUUGGAGAAGGAAUUCUUGAAAAGGCCUUUCAGGGAUAUAAUGCUUGUAUUUUUGCCUAUGGACAGACAGGUUCAGGAAAAUCCUUUUCAAUGAUGGGCAGUGCAGAGCAGCUGGGUCUGAUCCCACGGCUCUGUUGUGCUUUAUUUCAGAGAAUCUCUGUGGAAGAAAAUGAAUCUCAUACUUUUAAAGUCGAAGUGUCCUAUAUGGAAAUCUACAAUGAGAAAGUCAGAGAUCUGCUUGACCCAAAAGGGAGUCGGCAGUCCCUUAAGGUUCGAGAGCACAAAGUGUUGGGACCAUACGUAGAUGGCCUGUCUCAGCUGGCUGUUACAAACUUUGAGGAUAUUGAGUCACUGAUGUCAGAGGGAAACAAAUCACGAACAGUUGCUGCAACCAACAUGAAUGAAGAAAGCAGCCGCUCUCAUGCUGUAUUCAAUAUUAUAGUGACUCAGACACUUUAUGACCUGCAUUCUGGUAAUUCUGGAGAGAAGGUCAGCAAGGUCAGCCUGGUAGAUUUGGCUGGGAGUGAAAGAGGGUCCAAAACAGGAGCUGCAGGAGAACGCCUGAAGGAAGGCAGCAACAUAAACAAAUCACUUUCAACACUGGGCUUGGUUAUAUCAUCACUUGCUGACCAAGCAGCAGGAAAGGGGAAAAACAAGUUUGUGCCUUACAGAGACUCUGUACUCACUUGGCUUCUCAAGGACAAUUUGGGAGGAAACAGCCAAACUGCCAUGAUAGCCACAAUUAGUCCAGCAGCAGACAACUAUGAAGAAACACUCUCUACUCUGAGAUAUGCAGAUAGAGCCAAAAGAAUAGUUAAUCACGCUGUGGUGAAUGAAGAUCCAAAUGCUAGGGUCAUCAGAGAACUACGUGAAGAAGUUGAAAAACUGAAAGAACAGCUCUCACAAGCUGAGGCCAUGAAGGCACCAGAAUUGAAGGAGAAAUUGGAAGAAUCUGAAAAACUAAUAAAAGAACUAACAGUCACCUGGGAAGAAAAACUAAGGAAGACAGAAGAAAUUGCACAGGAGAGGCAAAGACAGUUAGAGAGCAUGGGAAUUUCCCUUGAGUCUUCUGGUAUCAAGGUUGGGGAUGACAAGUGUUACCUGGUGAAUCUGAAUGCGGACCCUGCGCUCAAUGAGCUUUUGGUUUACUACUUAAAGGAUCACACAAGAGUUGGUGCAGAUACCUCUCAGGAUAUACAGCUCUUUGGUAUAGGAAUCCAACCAGAACACUGUGAGAUUGAUGUUGCUUUAGAUGGAGAAGUUACACUCACACCAAAAGAAAAUGCAAGAUCCUGUGUAAAUGGUGCACUGGUAUGUUCUGUCACUCAGUUAUGGCAUGGAGAUAGAAUACUAUGGGGAAACAACCACUUUUUUAGAAUCAAUUUACCAAAAAGGAAACGACGAGAUUGGCUGAAAGACCCUGAGAAAGAAACAUCAUUAGGAGAGCAUGAUCUGGAUGCAGCUAGUGAAGCUUCUUCAGAACCAGACUACAACUAUGAGUUUGCACAAAUGGAAGUUAUUAUGAAGACACUGAAUAGUAAUGACCCAGUACAAAAUGUGGUCCAGAUUUUGGAAAAGCAGUACUUGGAAGAGAAGCGGAGUGCUCUUGAGGAGCAGCGGCUGAUGUAUGAACGUGAGUUAGAGCUGCUGCGGCAGCAGCUAUCUCCAGAAAGGCAGCAUCAGCAUGGCAGUGACAGGCUCUCCUACACUGCACAGACUGCACAACAGAAAGUAAAUCUCUGGACAGAAGAGAGGGAUGAAUUGUUUCGACAGAGCCUGGCUAAACUUCGAGAGCAGAUAGUAAAGGCGAAUACACUGGUGAGAGAAGCAAACUUCUUAGCAGAAGAACUGAAUAAGCUAACAGAUUACCAAGUAACACUUCAGAUCCCUGCUGAAAACCUCAGUGCCAACAAGAAGAGGGGUGCAAUAGUAAGUGAGCCUGCUAUUCAAGUGAGAAGAAAAGGCAAAGGUACUCAAGUGUGGACCAUUGAGAAACUAGAGAACAAAUUGAUUGACAUGAGAGACGUCUAUCAAGAGUGGAAGGAAAAAAUUCCUGAGAUCAGGAAGCUGAUUGGCAAAAGGGGUGAUCCUUUUUAUGAAGCACAGGAGAACCACAACUUAAUUGGUGUGGCCAACGUGUUUCUGGAGUGCCUUUUCUAUGAUGUUAAGCUGCAGUAUGCUGUGCCCAUCAUCAGCCAGCAAGGAGAGGUUGCAGGACGGUUGCAUGUUGAAGUAAUGCGAGUUACGGGGUCUGUCCCAGAACGUGUAGGAGAAGGAGAUGAUUCAUCAGAGAACUCCAGUGAGAGUGGGAGUCUGGAAGUCAUGGAUAACAAUGGAGAAAUUAUUCACAGAGCAAAAAAGCUCUCCUGCAGGGUAAAAAUAAAAGAAGCAACCGGACUGCCACCUAAUCUCUCCAACUUUGUUUUUUGUCAAUAUACAUUUUGGGAUCAAUGUGAGUCUACAGUAGUGGCACCAGUGGUAGAUCCAGAUGUGCCUUCACCUCAGAGCAAAGAUGCUCAUUUUACAGUGACCUUCUCUCACUGCAAGGACUAUGUGGUGAAUGUCACAGAGGAGUUUUUGGAGUUCAUUUCAGAAGGAGCUCUUGCUAUUGAGGUGUGGGGUCACAGAUGUACUGGCAAUGGCAGCUCUGUUUGGGAAGUUGAUUCUCUUCAUGCUAAAACUAGGACACUGAGAGACAGAUGGAAUGAAGUAACUCGAAGAAUAGAAAUGUGGAUUUCCAUACAAGAAUUGAAUGAGAUGGGAGAAUAUACUGCAGUUGAACUCCAUCAGGCAAAAGAUGUUAACACAGGGGGAAUUUUCCAGCUUAGACAGGGUCAUUCUCGCAGAGUUCAGGUGACGGUGAAACCCGUCCAACAUUCAGGAACAUUGCCUCUCAUGGUAGAAGCAAUUCUUUCAGUCUCUAUAGGUGGUGUGACUGCCAGAUCAACCAAACUGCAGAGGGGCUUGGACAGCUACCAGAAGGAGGAGGAUGAUGGUGGUGAUAUGGAUAGUUACCAGGAAGAAGAUUUAAACUGUGUGCGAGACAGGUGGUCUGAUGCAUUGAUAAAACGCAGAGAAUACUUAGAUGAGCAGAUUCAAAAGAUCAGCAAUAAACAAGAAAAAUCAGAGGAUGAUCUAGAACGAGAAGCCCGGCUGGUCGAACAGUGGGUAGGGCUGACGGAAGAGAGGAACGCGGUGUUUGUUCCAGCACCAGGCAGUGGAAUUCCCGGUGCCCCUGCAAAUUGGAUUCCACCUGCAGGAAUGGAAACACAUAUACCCGUCCUCUUCCUUGAUUUGAAUGCUGAUGACCUCAGUGCCAAUGAACAACUUAUAGGUCCCCAUGCAUCAGGAGUUAACUCAAUACUACCAAAGGAGCAUGGGAGUCCAUUCUUUUAUCUGCCGAUCAUAAAACACAGUGAUGAUGAGGUUUCAGCCACUGCUGCUUGGGACUCUUCUGUCCAUGAUUCAGUGCACCUGAAUAGGGUAACUCCUCAAAACGAGAGAAUUUACUUAAUAGUGAAGACUACUGUGCAGCUCAGCCAUCCUGCUGCAAUGGAACUGGUAUUACGCAAAAGGAUUGCAGCCAAUAUUUAUAACAAGCAG